AUGAUCCACACUACAAAGACCGUUCUAACUUUCUCACAAGUCUCUUCCUCCCGCCCACUCUCUUCUAACAUUUGUCGGAAAACUUCACUAGUUAGAUUUUGCACCAAACCUGAUUCUGACCCUAAGAUGGACGAGGCUCAAAAGGCUAAUACUCAGAAAAAGGAAACUACUGAGCACGGGGAUGUGAUGUCUCAUUCGUUUGGAGAAGGGUAUGCUACGAGAUCUGAUGAAGAAGGAUUUGGAGGAAUAUAUGGUGGGAACCAGUCUCUUCAGCAACAUAAGUCUGUCCAUGAAAAUCAUCCAGAUUAUGACAAGACGCAGGGAAGCGUUGUGAAAGAGAAGGAAACAUCGAGGCACCAGAGCAACUCCAACUAG
Molecule: messenger RNA, 375 nt
Organism: Vicia faba (fava bean)
Lineage: Eukaryota; Viridiplantae; Streptophyta; Magnoliopsida; Fabales; Fabaceae
Source: the annotation of a GenBank genome assembly